Molecule: messenger RNA, 6409 nt
Organism: Doryrhamphus excisus (bluestripe pipefish)
Lineage: Eukaryota; Metazoa; Chordata; Actinopteri; Syngnathiformes; Syngnathidae
Product: collagen alpha-1(XVIII) chain-like
Biological process (GO): extracellular matrix organization
Molecular function (GO): extracellular matrix structural constituent conferring tensile strength; protein binding
Source: RefSeq, a predicted model, not a curated record
AGCAGUUCUGGGGGGUUUCUGCAAUGAGGUAACGCUUGCAAGGGAGGGAGCGGAUCACGAGACACCCGCCCCCGUCUCUCCCUCACCCCUAGCCCACCAUCCCCGGGGCCUCACGUUCCAUUCAUCACUCACUUCCAUAUCCGUUUUAAAGUGGAUUCAUCUCACUGACGAGGGAUGAAGAGGAGGGGUUUUCAAUCUGAGUGUCCUCAAAGCCAACCUCCCGGUACCCGUCCCCGGUCUGUCCAUGUUUAGUGCGUCCUCACAAGGGGGGGGGCGUUCACUUCCAUAGGAAAGAUCUGCCGGACUUUAACCACCGCAGACUGGGAUCUUCUCAAUCGCAGGAUGUUGAGCAUCCAGACCUGGUUCCUGCUCCUGGUUCUCUGUCUCGGAGGCUCGGAAGCCUGGUUUUGGUUCUCCGGACCAGAGCCCACAAGUGAAGCCCCGACGGGUGCCACCCCAACACCCAAUGGCACCAAGAGAGUGGAAGAGGAGGAUGACAACUUGUCAGGGGUUGGAGAAGAGAUUCUCAACGUGGCCACCGGAAUCCGUAAGUUGGUGGACACGUGGGACACGACCGCCGCCCCCGGGACUACUAAUGGAUCGCUGAAGAUGGAGGGCGCGAACCCUAACACGACGGGUAAUAAUGACGGGGUCAGAACGGGGGCGGUUGAGGAAGGGUCCGGGGCGUGGGAAGGGGAUUCGUCCGGAUCAGGAUCAGGAUCGGGGUCCGACAUCCAGCCGAGCAACGUAACGGACGCCAAAAACGGGACUCGGGAUGCUCCCCCUCAUCCCCGUUGCCUCCCCGUGCCCUCUGAUUGGCCCAUGUGCUCCAGAAAGCGCCCCCGGUUUUUCACCAUCCCCAACUUUUUCAACCACUCGUCCGUGGAACGGGUCACGGCGGCCCUGCAGGAGUGGCGGCGUCUGACCACGGCGGGGUGUCACCACAGCGCAGAGUGGUUUGUGUGCCUCCUGCUGGCGCCCGGGUGCCCCUCCAACGCCAGCGCACCCCUGCGCCUGCCCUGUCGCAGCUUCUGCCGCGAAGUGCAGGACAGCUGCCGGGUGUCGCUGAUAAGCGGGCGGCUUCCCGUGGAUUGCGGACUCCUUCCUGUGGAGGCGGAGGAGCCCGGCCGUCCUUCCUGUGUGUCUGUCAGUAACUGGAAAGAGCAAAGCAGUUUGUCUCUGCCUCAGCUAAUCGGAGAGCCGCCGCCCAAUGAGAUCCGUCGCGUCAGCGGGCCCGGCGGGACCCCGGCCUACGUCUUCACCGCCACGGCCGCGGCGGGCCAGCCGGCUCUGGCCCACGUGCCCAACCCCUUCUACCGCCACUUCUCCCUUCUCUUCCACAUCAAGCCGACCUCUCCGGCCGCCUCCGUCCUCUUCGCCAUCACCGACGGGCCGCAGAAGCUCAUGCACGUCGCCGUCAAGCUCAGCGCCGUGCGGUCGGGCCGGCAGAGGGUUCUGUUCUUCUACACCGAGCCCGAUUCGGAGGCGUCGUACGAGGCGGCGAGCUUCGAGGUGCCGAGCCUGGUGGACAAAUGGACUCGUUUCUCUCUCUCGCUCUUUGAGGAGCAGGUGACCUUCUACCAGGGGUGCGAGUCGGCACCGAGGGUGGUCAAGUUUGAGCGCUCGCCGGACCCCAUGGACCUUGACUCGGCGGCCGGGAUCUUUGUCGCUCAGGCCGGAGGAGCUGACCCUGACAAGUUCCAGGGUGAGAUUGCCGAGCUGAAGUUGGUGGGGAACUCUCACGCAGCCGAGCGGCUGUGCGACGACUCGGACGACGACUCGGACGCCGCCUCGGGUGACUUUGGCAGCGGUGAAGACGGCAGGAGGCAACCAGACGUCUCAGUGAAGACCACACCUGCAUCGUUCAGGCCGGUGCCGGAGCCGCCACUGAUAGCUUCCAAAGGGGGCAGACUGAAGGAAACGGGAUUAAUUGGCCCUAAAGGACAUAAAGGUGACAGAGGACAGAAAGGCACCCGAGGGGACAGAGGCCCCACGGGGCCAAAGGGAGACCCUGGUUCCAGAUUCGAAGGCGGGGGUGGAGGGCAGAAGGGAGAAAAAGGAGAUAAGGGUAGUACUGAUUUUGGAAGUAAAGGAGAACGUGGGGAUCAGGGCCCCCCAGGGCCUCCCGGGCCUCCAGGACGUGCUGCUGAGGUAGUCCACAUUGGGGAUGGUUCUUUUGUGCAGCAGGUCCCCGGACCCCCUGGACCUCCAGGGAGAGACGGGUUGCCAGGUCCAAAAGGAGAUGAUGGAGACCCUGGAAAUCCGGGAGAAGAUGGAAAAAGCGGUCCUGAAGGACCUCCAGGUUUCCCAGGAACUCCAGGAAGUCCUGGAUCUAAAGGCCAAAAGGGGGAGCGAGGCGAAGGACAACCUGGACCCAGAGGUCCCCCAGGACCUCCUGGACCAGGAGCUGGAAGUCGCCCGACAUUUGUUGACAUGGAGGGCUCAGGAUUCCCGGACUGGGACAAGAUUCGGGAACUUCGUGGUCCUCCAGGACCCCCAGGCCCUCCUGGUCCACCUGGGGUUCCCGGUACUUCAGUUGCACUGGGUUCAAAUGGCGCGGUGGCCUUUGGACCUCCUGGACCGCCUGGAAAGGAUGGAGUCUCAGGUCUACCAGGGCCUCCUGGACUUCCUGGUCUACCGGGUCAACCUGGACUCAGAGGAGCAAAGGGUGACUCUGCCGAGUCCAGCUUUGGAGGAGGAACUGGAGAGAAGGGUUCUCGUGGUGACACCGGACUGCCAGGAGCGCCAGGACAAACCGGGCUGGCUGGGCUUCCGGGUCCCGUGGGACCAAGUGGGCCUCCAGGACCCCCUGGACCACCUGGACCACCAUACCCCUUUGGCUUUGAUGACCGGGAUGGCUUUGACGGAAUCAGCAGUUUUCCGGGCUCUAGUGGCCCACCAGGACCUCAGGGUCCUCCGGGUAUUCCAGGUCUACCGGGAAGACCAGGUUUACCCGGAAGCAACGGCGACAAAGGAGCAGAAGGACCAAGAGGACCAUCGGGAAUCCCAGGUCUGGAUGGGUUUCCAGGACAGACGGGGCAGAAGGGGGACAGAGGAGAAAAGGGAGAACAAGGCCUUCCAGGGCGCGAUGGUGGAGCACCCGGACCUCCAGGGCCGCCGGGACCUCCAGGCCGGAUCAUAUACCCGACAGAAAGCGAUACCGGGGCAGGAAUUCCGGGCCGAGCCGGAUUCCCGGGACCUAUGGGACCGAAAGGGGAACCGGGCGACAUUGGCCUUCCAGGUUUUGGCCACAAGGGAGAGAAAGGAGAACCUGGUCUCAUCAUGGGUCCCGAUGGGCGGCCAUUGUACCUGGGGGGCUUGGCAGGAAAACCAGGCGAUGUUGGACCUCCUGGCCCAGUUGGACCUCCAGGCGCUUAUGGUCCUACUGGUCAAAAAGGAGAAAUUGGCUUUCCAGGUCGACCAGGUCGACCUGGAUUGAACGGCAUCAAAGGUCAAAAGGGAGAAUCCGGGAGCGGGUCUGGGUACUAUGGUCCCCCAGGUCCACCUGGCCCACCUGGACCCCCUGGACCACCAUCCAGAGGAUUUGAAGACUAUUCCAGGUAUUAUCCAGCCGCCAAAGGAGAGAAAGGUGACCGUGGAACGCCAGGUAUCGGGUCAAACUUUGACAUUCACGCUUUGAAGCACGAGUUGAAAGGCGAAACAGGAGAUCCGGGCUUGAAAGGAGAGAAAGGAGAACCAGGCGGAGGAUAUUACGAUCAACGAUACGGAGGAAGUGGAACACCAGGAAUCCCUGGACCGCCGGGCCCGCAAGGGGACUCCAUUGUCGGGCCUCCAGGUCCACAGGGACCACCUGGUUCUCCAGGAAGAGGCUAUGAUGGUCAACCUGGACCACCGGGGCCACCCGGACCUCCGGGACCUUCCUUCAAUGGGCCUCACAGGGGCACACAAACCAUUAGUAUUCCUGGGCCACCCGGACCACCUGGAAUACCUGGAUUACCCGGACACUCUUCAGGGGUGACCGUGUUGCAGUCAUAUGACAUCAUGACCGCCACGGCAAGAAGACAACCCGAGGGGUCGCUGGUUUAUGUCAUCGAACAGACAGAUCUUUACCUACGAGUCCGAGAUGGGGUUCGGCAAGUCCACCUCGGGGGCUACAUUCCACUUCCACGUGACGACGGCAAUGAGGUUGCAGCGGUGGAGCCCCCACCGGUUGUUCCGUAUUCCCCCCACCACCAUUCCAACGACUCCCACAGGCAUGCGGAGAGUCCGGUACCGGUUCACCCGGACCGGUCUUCCCAGCCUGACCCACAUCACUCCAACCCGCUGCGCCCUCCGUACCAAACAAACCCCGACAUCCGAGAUCCAAAUCUUCAUCAUCACGGAUACCAUCCCGACACCCGGUACCCAUAUCAGCCGGAUCCACGAUACCCAGCCCCAACUGACCCCAGAUACCCCAGUUACACAGAACGGGUGAACCACCCAGACGGUCGGAAUCCACACCAUUCAUCUCAUGACCGCCCACCGUACUACGCCGUCACCCCUCAGCGAAGGCCCCCUCCACCUGUGGCCCAGACUCCGGCCCACCGUCACACAUCGGGUCCAGGGCUCCACAUCAUGGCCUUGAACCUGCCCCAGACUGGAGCCAUGCGGGGCAUCCGGGGUGCCGACUUCCUGUGCUUCACCCAGGCUCAAGCCAUCGGGAUGAAGGGAACAUUCCGGGCCUUCUUGUCCUCAAAACUCCAGGAUCUCCACAGCAUUGUCCGCAAAGCAGACAGAGACCGUGUGCCCAUCGUCAACCUGAAGGAUGAGAUUCUGUUUGACAACUGGGACGCCAUGUUUAGAGGAGACACAAUCAAAGAGAACGUCUCAAUCUACUCCUUCAAUGGUAAAGAUGUUCUACGUGACAACACAUGGCCUGAGAAGAUGAUAUGGCACGGCUCCAGCAGCAACGGGCAGCGGCACGUCGACAGCUACUGUGAGACGUGGCGCGUGAGCAGCCAUGCGCUCACCGGCACGGCGUCCUCGCUGCAGAGCGGCAAUCUGCUGCAGCAGAGCUCCAGCAGCUGCUCCAGCUCCUACGCCGUGCUGUGCGUGGAGAACAGCUACAUUGGCCAGACCAGGAGAUAAACACACAUACACCGUACCCUGAGGAACUCCAUUUUCAUUUCGAUUUCUCAUAUUUUUACCCUAUCGUAACCGAAAAUGGUCUGGCGGAAGGACAAAAGACCACAAAUUCCCUUAUUUUCCCUCACUUUUCUUUAUUUUUCCUGGGAAUUUUCCCUUCUUUUCAAAUGCAGAUGUUGAAAAGUAAGACGCACGCACAUGUACAAGAGAACCCUGCUUUGGAUUGUAACUAUUGUUAUUGUAAGUGUUAUUUAGUGGUGCUACACAACAUUAUCACACAAUAUGUGAAACAACAGCGUCUGAGAAGCUAUACUGGAGGCUGCUUUGAAUUUUGAAGUGGACUGCCGUCUUAUGACAGCGGACAGAUGUGAACAUAUCUCAGCUCCAAUGAACAUAACAAAUGCUAACUGUUGAUUUUUUUUUGGCAAUAACACGGAUAUUUUGUGUGUGUGUGUGUGUUUUUAAUAAGCGUGAUAUUAUUUUUAAACCUUUAUCUGAUGCCUUGUCUGAGUUUUUACAAGCAAAUUCCAAAUUCGACUCAUGUUGACACAUUUUUAGAUUGACUUAAUGCACACAAGUUGAGUAAUGGUAAUGGUAAAAAUUCAUUUGAACAUGCAUCAGAUUACAAUUGAAUGCAUCCCAUAAUCAGUUCCCAGUUCCACAUGUCCAAAAGGAGUAGGAAGAAGCAAAGCUUAUUAAAUCCUAUCCCUCCAUCUGGUACUUUUACAAUCAGUAACUGUUACAUUUGUUCACUUCCUGCUUUCCUAAUUAAUUUUAAUUUUAAUUUUAAUUUUAAUUUUAAUUUUAAUUUUAAUUUUAAUUUUAAUUUUAAUUUUAAUUUUAAUUUUAAUUUUAAUUUUAAUUUUAAUUUUAAUUUUAAUUUUAAAAAAUACCAAAAAACUGGACCAAGUAAAAAGGCAAAAAACAUAUCACUUCCAUACGGAUAUGGAAUAUUAUACGGAAAUUAUGAUACGGAUAUUAUCCAUGACUGAUAAACAUUUGGAAGUGUGCUUGAGGCUGGCUAUCAGCAGCUACUGUCCGGACUAUGCAUCCCUGGCUGGUUCAAUUCAGUGCAAGUCAUCAAAGUAAACUCAGGUAAUUACAAAAAAUGUUAAUAGUUAAUUAUGUGUGUUUUGCAAUAUUGGCUCAUUUGGUUAUGUAAGGUACAUCAACAUACAUUGUACGUACAAAUAAUCCUCAAUACAUUUGAAAAUAAAUAGAUGUUUUGCAUUUUUGUAGUGGGUAGAUCAUUUUGACUCGGUCAUUUUAAAAGUAGCUCGCAUGCUGAAAAAGUGUGAGCACCCCUGCUCUAGAUCAACCAGAA